GUUGGUUUUCUCUUUGAUGUCACUAAGCAGUAUAUAUACUUGCUUUCAGGUACAGAGUCCAUCAGCUGUUUUCACCGCAGCUUAGACUACGGCAGAAUCAAACGCUGGCUGUCAUUCCUCGGAGAGAAAGAAGAUAAAAAUGCAGAUCUUUGUAAAAACUCUUACUGGCAAGACCAUCACACUUGAGGUGGAGCCCAGUGACACUAUUGAGAAUGUGAAGGCCAAGAUUCAAGACAAAGAGGGUAUCCCACCAGAUCAGCAGAGAUUGAUCUUUGCUGGCAAACAACUGGAAGAUGGCCGCACUCUCUGCGAUUACAACAUUCAGAAAGAAUCCACCCUCCAUCUUGUGCUCCGUCUGAGAGGUGGUAUGCAGAUCUUUGUGAAAACCUUAACAGGCAAGACCAUCACCCUUGAGGUGGAGCCCAGUGACACUAUUGAGAAUGUAAAAGCAAAGAUUCAAGACAAAGAGGGCAUCCCACCAGAUCAACAAAGAUUGAUCUUUGCUGGGAAGCAGCUUGAAGAUGGCCGCACUCUCUGUGACUACAACAUUCAGAAAGAAUCCACCCUCCACCUUGUUCUUCGUCUGAGAGGUGGUAUGCAGAUCUUUGUGAAAACCUUAACAGGCAAGACCAUCACCCUUGAGGUGGAGCCCAGUGACACUAUUGAGAAUGUGAAAGCAAAGAUUCAAGACAAAGAGGGUAUCCCACCAGAUCAGCAGAGAUUGAUCUUUGCUGGCAAACAACUGGAAGAUGGCCGCACUCUCUGCGAUUACAACAUUCAGAAAGAAUCCACCCUCCACCUUGUUCUUCGUCUGAGAGGUGGUAUGCAGAUCUUUGUGAAAACCUUAACAGGCAAGACCAUCACCCUUGAGGUGGAGCCCAGUGACACUAUUGAGAAUGUAAAAGCAAAGAUUCAAGACAAAGAGGGUAUCCCACCAGAUCAGCAGAGAUUGAUCUUUGCUGGCAAGCAACUGGAAGAUGGCCGCACUCUCUGUGAUUACAACAUUCAGAAAGAAUCCACCCUCCACCUUGUUCUUCGUCUGAGAGGUGGUAUGCAGAUCUUCGUGAAAACCUUAACAGGCAAGACCAUCACCCUUGAGGUUGAGCCCAGUGACACUAUUGAGAAUGUGAAAGCAAAGAUUCAAGACAAAGAGGGUAUCCCACCAGAUCAGCAGAGAUUGAUCUUUGCUGGCAAGCAACUGGAAGAUGGCCGCACUCUCUGUGAUUACAACAUUCAGAAAGAAUCCACCCUUCACCUUGUUCUUCGUCUGAGAGGUGGUAUGCAGAUCUUCGUGAAAACCUUAACAGGCAAGACCAUCACCCUUGAGGUGGAGCCCAGUGACACUAUUGAGAAUGUGAAAGCAAAGAUUCAAGACAAAGAAGGUAUCCCACCAGAUCAGCAGAGAUUGAUCUUUGCUGGGAAGCAGCUUGAAGAUGGCCGCACUCUCUGUGACUACAACAUUCAGAAGGAAUCAACAUUACAUUUAGUGCUUCGUCUGAGAGGUGGUUAUUAGAGGUGAAUACUGAAAAUACACUUCUAGACAUUGGAAACACAAUUUUUCAGAUGGUUUAGAUGAUCUUUUGAAAUGUUCACCUUCAUUAUAAUGGUAUAAAUAAUCCUAUGGGUUUUCCAAAAUGUAACAGACAAAAUGUGGUUUUCAUUUUUAAAUAAAAUUGUCUUACUAAAAACUUUAA
Molecule: messenger RNA, 1694 nt
Organism: Bufo gargarizans (Asiatic toad)
Lineage: Eukaryota; Metazoa; Chordata; Amphibia; Anura; Bufonidae
Gene: UBB
Product: ubiquitin B
Exons: 2
Coding region: 140-1513 (457 amino acids)
Biological process (GO): modification-dependent protein catabolic process; protein ubiquitination
Cellular component (GO): cytoplasm; nucleus
Molecular function (GO): protein tag activity; ubiquitin protein ligase binding
Source: RefSeq, a predicted model, not a curated record